Molecule: messenger RNA, 4423 nt
Organism: Bactrocera latifrons
Lineage: Eukaryota; Metazoa; Arthropoda; Insecta; Diptera; Tephritidae
Gene: kat80
Product: katanin p80 WD40 repeat-containing subunit B1
Exons: 11
Coding region: 429-3062 (877 amino acids)
Biological process (GO): microtubule severing; microtubule depolymerization
Cellular component (GO): katanin complex
Molecular function (GO): microtubule binding
Source: RefSeq, a predicted model, not a curated record
AACAACGUCAACGACGACGAAAAAAAGUUUUGUUUUCCUUUUAUUUUAUGCAAAAGAAUCAAAUAAAAAUUUUGUGUUGUAUUUUUAUAAUUGGAAAGCAUCCAUGGACGAAUGUUGCGUGAUUUGAAACGAAAAUAGAAAAUUGCGUAAAAGUAACGGCUGUGACGGUGACAACGACGUCGGGUGCAUGAAAAAUUCUUGAGCUAAAAAUUGAGAUUUGUAGAAUUCGUAAACGGUAACAAUGAUGACGGCAGCGACAACUUAGUCGACGAAUGAAAGAUAGCAAGAAAACCAAGCAUAACAAUAGAAGAAAAACUUCUGCUUUAAAACUCAGAAAUUCUUUAUUCUUAGGAUAAAGUAAAUAUAUUUGAUUUAUAAAUUUGACAGUACAACGGAGUACAUUGAAUAUAUAGAGGUGGCUAAAAGUUAUGGCAUUGGCUAGAAAAUUGACCGCUAAAAUAUAUGAGAUAAAAGCUCAUGACGGAAAUGUUACCAGUCUAGACCUUGGAGAAACUGGCAGUGUUUUAGUAACUGGAGGGCAGGACCGAAAUGUAAAUUUAUGGGCAAUCGGUCGGGAAGAACUUUUCAUGUCCUUAACAGGACAUAACAGACCCAUUGAUUGUGUACGUUUUGCAUAUAAUGACGAUUUCGUGUACUCGGCGGACGAUAUUGGUAUUAUUAGGCGAUGGGACUUAAACGCACAAACCAUUUGUUCGACUUUGAAUGGUCAUAUGAAAAGUGUACGAACUCUAGAUUUUAAUCCUUCUGGUGAAUAUGUGGUAUCGGGCAGCAAUGAUACUACCGUCAGGUUGUGGGACGUUAGAAAUCAAAAUAGAUGCAUUAAAAUUUAUCGGGGCCAUAUCGCUCAGGUUAACUCGGUAAAGUUUUCACCAGAUGGGUUGUGGAUUGCAUCUGCUGGCACAGAAGGAUCCAUAAUCAUCUGGGAUAUACGAAAAAGUAAACAAAUUAUGGAGUUUAGUGAGCACCCUCCAGCAGCUGCCAUUACUUGCAUCCAGUUCCAUCCGUUUGAGUUCCUAUUAGCAGUUGGCCGCGUUGACGGUACCAUUAGCAUAUAUGAUUUGGAAAGUCAAUCGCGUAUAUCUCAAACAGAAACAGAAAGUCAAUUUUAUGGUCAUCCAAUAAAGUGCAUAACGUUCAGUGAGAAUGGAGAAUGUCUCUUUGUGGGCACAGCAGCAGGUAUUUCUGUGAUCGGUUGGGAACCAGACCGCGAAUUUGAUCACAUAAUAUCAACAUGGACAGCGUUAGGCGAUAUGAAGGUGGUUAAUCGAAAGUUGAUUUGUGGUUCAUAUGAACAAAGUCUUGUUUCCAUCAAUGCACUUAGCAUUGAUCGCGUCUUUCCAUUUUACAAUCCACCCAAUUCAACGCCCACCGCUUUCAGUCAUAACUCUACUACACGCAAGAGCUUCUCGCGUGGUAGCCAGAAGUUAAGACUGUCAAUCACUGGCCCAAAAGCAUCGCGACUUGUAGAAGAGAAUGAAGAUAACAGAAGUCCCAGUAUUGAUGGCCAUUCGUCCCCAAAUUUAAGUCUUGAGUUGGUUGACGAGUCCUUGCUGGAUACCACAUCUCCUCCUCCACCACCAGCGCCUACUAUAUCGUCAUUAAAUGGCAUGAAUACUAAUAUUGUCAAUAGUAACUCCCUGCAUUUUGACUCUUCAUAUAGAGGAAUGACAUCUAUGACGCAUAAGUCCAACACAUCUCCUCCAUAUAAUUUUCCGUCAAUGGCAUCCAGCACCGGGUACAGUUCAUUCGGUGGCAACGGUCACUGCUCGUUAAAUUUCGAUGGACCCAGCUCGUUAAAAAUGCCCGGAGAGCGUGAUAUUUAUCUCCACAUGCCAUUGGGGAACUCAUUUGCAAAUGACAUUGAAUAUAAUUUAAAUGAAAGUAAUCCGCCCAUAAUAUCGAACUAUGACCACACAGAGCUGGUCGAAGACUUUCCGGUGAACCAAAACAUUCAUCAACAGCCAAAUGGACCAAAUUCAGUGAGUUCAACUACCGCGUCAAUGGGGCUGGCCCAAGCGAUUCCGGCGUUUAAGGGUCCGAAAUCGAAAGCAACAACCAGCGCACAAAAACGUAGCACGCAAAUAGCAAUAUCAACAACUGGCAAAUCACACAUGAACUCCUCACACCAGCAUCGUAGCAAGCUGUCGCAGGUGUCGUCGGUGAGUUCUACAGAGCUGCAUAAAUUAGAUGACAAUAUGCCAUUGAAGAAGUCAUCUUCGUCGCAUUACAUAAACAAGACGAAGCGUGGAARCGAAACGCAWUCAAAUCUCAACAAAGAGAACACAAAAAAUAAGAAUAUAAGUGUGCAAAUCUACGCAAAGCCGCCAACGCGCUCGCGCACCACACUGGAUCUGCGCUCGCCACAACGUCAAGCUGUUUCUGCAGCGGUGGCUACUCAAAGGCAAUCUAAUAGAUUUUCAAGUUACGUUGCAGAUGGCAGCACAAUCCCUAAUAUACCUGUCAACGCUCGGCCGGAUCCAGUGUUACUAACGCAAGGGAACUUGAACCAGAAGAGUUUUGGCAACCAUCAAAAUAUAGAUGAUAGUUUAGAGAUACAAAUAUUGCUGGCGUCGCAUGAACAAAUYUUUCAAGAGCUAAGCAACAGAAAUGCAACACUGCAGCUCAUACGGAAUUCUACAAGGUCUCACGACGUUAUUGGUGCUUUGAAGCAAGCUAUCAAGACAGGACGAACUGUGUUCGUCGAUCUUUUAGGCGCUAUAAUGGAAAAAACCUCGUCGUGGAACUUAGAUUUGUGUCUUCUGUUACUACCGGAAAUCUAUGAACUGUUACAAAGCCCACACAAGUUUCAUUACACGCGCGGCUGUGACACGCUUCGAGUGAUUCUUUCGAAUUUCUUGCCGAUUAUACAAGACAAUAUUGAUCCCUGGUCGAAUAGUUUGGGAGUCGAUGUUUCGCGAGAGGAGCGUCACCGCAAAUGCAUCGAGUGCCAGCACUGGUUGCUACAGAUACGCAAUUUGCCAGAAAGUAAUCAUUUCGGCAGCACUCUGUCCCAAUUGCAAAACAUGAUUGUUAAUAUUUAAUGGAACAUUWUGGUCUACCGGUUCAACCUUACACGUUUCCACACAUAUGUUUUGUGUUGUUUAUAUUUCAGUUUACCAGUAGCCAAUUCGGCUUCGUUCACUACAUAUAUACAUUUUAUGUCCRCCUUUAUUUUCAUUAGUUAUGGUGUCGAAAUUGUUAAUAAUUUAUUGUUAGGUUCGUAAAGAGUUAAAUCACUGCAUAUGUCAUGUAACAUUUAUGUUUCAAACUAGUACUAACAGUAUUUUAAGUUGCACGUGUGUUUGCAUUCUCAACAUUUUGUUGACCGUUUUCUCAUACGAAUAUAAAGUAACAACAUAUAACAAGAAAAACUGUUAGAAAACCAAGCUAUCGCUAUUGAUUUGUUUUUAUAAUAAAAUAUUCUUGCAUAACACUGCAUAUAAUAUAAUAUACAAUAAUAAGAAAACGCGUAUCCACAUACUUUGUAAAAAGUUCGAACACAUACACAUACAUAUACAUAUGUAUAUAUACAUAAUUAAUUAGCGGACGCAAUUUCAUUUAAACAUGAUCGUGAGAGAAGGGCUCACUAGUUAUUAAGCGUGAUCGUAAAAGUACUUACAUUUUUAAAAUAAUAUAAAUAUAUUAUAGAUAUCCAUUCCCCCAAGCAAAAAACCUAUGAAUGAAAAUUGAGAAACCAAAUUUUUUCCCAAAACGAAAAAAAAAAUACAAAAUAAUUAAAAACAUUCCCCCAGUUAUUAGAGAAUGAAGGAAGUAACAUAGCAAUUAUUUGAGCCAUUGCAAGUUUCAAUGCACGUAUUUUCGUUAAUUUAAAUCCAUUUCGUUAUUGGAAAGUGCCUUUAGGAGGAGGAGCAGGAGGAAGCGCACUAGAACCCCGUCGGUAGGAUGGCAGUAGAGACAUACUUUUUGAAAGUAGAAACAAUAGUGCGUUUAAGGCAAAAGUAAAUAUAAAACUCAGUCCAAAAUAAAAGAUGUACAUAUAAUUGAGACUUUUUAUGAACAUCAUAUUUUUAUACACGAAAGUGGCAGAACUGAAGAUAGGUCCGCAAUUUUAAUGUAAAAAUCAUGAUAAUAAUAGAAGCUAAGACAGCAAUUUUUUACGAUAUUACGCAAUAAGCAACAAUUUUUGGUUACAUGCGAGCCGAGUGACUUCCGAAUAAAGGAGAAAGUUGCGAUUAGAGCGUUUUGAUUUGAAAUUCGCUUUUGUUUUUUAUAAACAAGUGUUUAAGGAUGUAAAUAAUUGCAUAAAAAGCAAGAAUAAUAUAUUGUAUUUAUAAGACGAAGAAAUAAUUAUAUUUAUAUCGUAAGAGUAAUUCAACUUCCUUCCAUUAAUAAUUCGGCAAAGCGGAUUGAAACGUAAAUUAUGACAAUGAACAAAUAUUUU